AUGCAAUAUUUGAAGAUAUUAUUGCUGCUUUUGAUUCUUGUUACGUUUGUUGAGCCUAUGGUUCUUAAAAAACGCAUGAUUCGCACACCCAAACGUGAAUAUGUUCCAAGAAAUGAUAAUACACGGAUCAGAUUCGGAAAAAGACAAGCUGACUGUAAGCCUAAGAGCUCAUCCAAGACUGUUUCAUCGACUUCUUCAGAUUGGAGCAAUCAAUUCACCGAAAAUCCGAGUUAUGAAACAACUACAUGA
Molecule: messenger RNA, 249 nt
Organism: Debaryomyces tyrocola
Lineage: Eukaryota; Fungi; Ascomycota; Pichiomycetes; Serinales; Debaryomycetaceae
Source: the annotation of a GenBank genome assembly